Messenger RNA from Toxorhynchites rutilus septentrionalis, 5635 nucleotides. RefSeq names its product lethal(2) giant larvae protein (gene l(2)gl). Gene Ontology annotation, cellular component: cytoplasm; cortical actin cytoskeleton; plasma membrane. Gene Ontology annotation, molecular function: myosin II binding; syntaxin binding; GTPase activator activity. Gene Ontology annotation, biological process: regulation of protein secretion; regulation of Notch signaling pathway; regulation of establishment or maintenance of cell polarity. NCBI's taxonomy places the organism in Eukaryota, Metazoa, Arthropoda, Insecta, Diptera, Culicidae. The record is from RefSeq and is a predicted model, not a curated record. Bases 869 to 4465 code for a protein of 1198 amino acids. The transcript has 10 exons.
AAACAAGCGCAAGUGUCAGUUUUGUUUCCUAUUCUGUAAAGAACGGUGCAUUGAUAUCUGCCGUGGAAAGCUCCGCCAGUGGAAGCAGAAGAAAACGCCAUUCAGUGGUGCCUUUGUGUGAGUGAACAGUGCUCGAGAGCCUAAUGUAGAAGUUUUUGUAAAGAGGAAAUCAUAUUUGCUUCCAGAUCAAACGAUAUUUUUACGACAGUUAGUGUUAGUGAGAACGAUAGAAUAAACCAAGUGAAGAAUCAAAGAAAUUAAGUGCCUAAACAACAGAUUAAUUAUUAGCAAAAAUCUAUCAGGCAUCGAAUUGGAAUCAUUUUAAACACAAACCAGAAACCCCCCGGGACACCAAGCACUCCCAUUCUAUGAACUGCGGCCUUCGUCUCAACUGCCCGCCCACAGCUUCGGAUCGAUCUUGGACCACUUGGGUUCUCCAUGGUGAUCACGCAAUUGAUCUCCCUCUGUGCCGUCUUCGUGUCAGCGACAGUGCUCCAGUAUUCAACCACGAUCAGCAGAAGCAGCGUACAGGCGGGAAAGAAUAGUUAAUUGGGAAUACGCGCAGAGCCGUCCGACAUCCCGACCGCCCGCCUACCAACAGAAAUGGUCAAGUAUUGAUUCGUGCGUUAGGGAGACAAACAAUCGAAACUCUUGGAGUAAAUCAUUGAUCAUCACAACACAAAUCACACAUCUUACCUCGCGCUAGUGGAAGAAAAGGUAGCCAGUGAGCAUCCCGUGACCCCGCGUGUGUGUGCACGUGUGUUUGUGUCGGCACGAUAGUUCAAGGGACGAGAAUAGAGAGAGAAAAAACACCACCUUCUUCAGAGGAGGAGAAGAUCUGGACUCUGUCGAAAGCAAAACAGUAACGAUGUUAAAGUUUAUACGCGGAAAAGGUCAACAGCCUUCAGCUGAACGGCAGAAGCUGCAGAAGGAGUUGUUUGCAUUCCGGAGGACUGCACAGCAUGGCUUCCCGCACAAACCAUCGGCGCUGGCGUACGAUCCGACGAGCAAGCUGAUGGCGAUCGGCACUAACAGUGGCAUAAUCAAGGUUUUCGGGAAACCCGGUGUCGAAUUCUACGGACAGCAUCCGGCAACGACCAAUGCUUCGGAUUCGAUCGUCCAGCUGCUGGAGUGGAUCCCCGGGAGCGGUCGGUUGCUAUCGUUGACUGCCUCGAACCAGCUGAUUCUGUGGGAACCAGCCGGGGCAAUGCUCGUGCCAAUCAAGACGCUCCCAUUCGAUGGUAAACUCAAGAAGAUUUCAUCUCUGUGCUGUUCGUACAUGACCGAUACGGUUUGGAUUGGAACGGAAGGCGGAAAUGUGUAUCAGUUCGAUAUCAAGAGUUUUUCCGUGCGAGAGCCGGUCAUCUAUCACGAUGUGGUUCUGGAGCAGCUCCCACAAUCGUACAAGUUAAAUCCCGGAGCGAUCGAAUCGGUUAAGCAGCUGCCACAUAACCACAAUCAGCUGUUAAUCGCGUACAAUCGAGGGCUGGUGGUACUGUGGGAUUUGGAGGCGAGUAACGUGAAGCAAUCGUUCAUUUCCCCUGGCCACGGACAAAGUGUUGGAUUGUUUAUUUCCCCAUGUGGAACCCAAUUCACGUGGUAUCACGCCGACGGAUCGUUCGCCACCUGGGACCUGGACAGUCCGAUUCCUCCGGAAAAUCAAAAGUACGUGCCAUAUGGUCCGGAUCCGUGCAAGGCAAUCGAUCGCUUGAUUCGUGGAAAGCGUGGACUUUGCGAGCUAGUGGUUUUCUCUGGUGGCAUGCCGCGGUCUGCAUACGGAGAGCAUCAGUGUGUCUCUGUGCACUGCCGAGACGGAACAAAAGUGGCGUUUGAUUUCACCUCUAAGGUGAUCGAUUUCUUUGUCACCUUCAACGACGAACGUCCGGAGCAAGUCGAAGUUCUCGUCGUGCUACUAGAGGAGGAGCUGGUUGCGUACGAUCUAACAGACGAGACGCUCCCCCAAAUUAACGCACCAUAUCUUCAUUCUCUGCACGCAUCGGCUGUCACUUGUAAUCAUCUGGUUUCCCAACUAUCACCGGAAAUAUACGAGCAGAUCAUGCGCGCCGGUAAAGCCCAGCUAACAGAUUUCAGCGUCAAAUCGUGGCCAAUCACUGGUGGUACGAUUCCCGAAGCCGACGAAGAAGAGCGUACAGAGUACGAUAUUAUGAUCACCGGCCAUGAGGAUGGGUCCGUUAAGUUCUGGAACUGUUCCGAGGUUUGCCUAACACCGCUUUUGCACGUCAAAACUGCCCCACUGUUCAACAACAGUGACGAUUUCGACAAUCACCUAAACAACUCAACCGAACAGUUAGACGAUGGAGAGCCGCCAUUCCGAAAAGCAGGUCAGUUCGAUCCGUACUCUGACGAUCCUCGCCUGGCCGUUAAAAAAGUGCAACUGUGUCCAAAAACCGGUACACUGGUGAUCGCGGGCACCGCCGGUAAUGUUGUGGUGGCAAACUUCGCGGGAACAUCGGAAGAAUCAAGCCCACUCAAGGUUACCACCAUGAAUUUGGUUAGUGAUCGUGAUGGAUUCAUAUGGAAGGGACACGAUCAGCUGAAGGUGAAGCGACAAUUGCUGGAGGAUAAUCAACAAAUUUUGGAAGGCGUCAAUUUCACCGGAGUGCUUCAGAUACUGCCACCGGCUGCUGUGACCUGCAUCGCCGUGCAGAGCCAGUGGAACCUAGUGGCCGCCGGUACAGCCCAUGGGCUGGUGCUUUAUGAUUACCUCAGCCAGAGUCCGGUACUGCAUAAGUGUACUUUGAAUCCGAAUGAUUUGACCGGUGCUGGUGAGACGCUAUCCCGCCGAAAAUCGUUCAAGAAGACACUUCGCGAAUCAUUCCGUCGGUUGCGCAAAGGACGGUCCACUCGGAACAACCGAACCAAUCAGACAACUGCAGUGACAACAGAAACCCGUCCAGUGGAGCGCCAGAUCGAGGCUCGCCCCGUUGAUGACGGAAUGGGUUCGAUGGUUCGUUGCCUUACGUUCGCCCAGACUUAUGUCACCAAUCAGCAGCACACGAUCCCUACCCUCUGGUCGGGAACUAAUUCCAGCUGCGUUUCCGUGUUUGUGUUGCACGUUCCACCCCGACAGCCACCGGUACAGAGCAAUGAAGCUGCCGUGGAUGGAGACGUUCCGCCGCCGAAACCCAUCACAGGACAGCUUGCGAAGGAGAUCCAGCUGAAGCAUCGGGCCCCGGUUAUUGCGAUUGCGGUCUUUGAUCAGCACGGAGUUCCGCUCGAGUUCCAGUCCACGCCGGGUCCAGGACCACACAAGGUACUGAUUGCUUCCGAGGAACAAUUCAAAGUGUUCUCUCUACCACAGUUGAAGCCGGUGAACAAGUACAAGCUAACCGCGCAUGAAGGGGCGAGAGUUCGUCGCAUAGCAUUUGCCACAUUCUCGUGUACAGUGCCAGCGCACCAGCUGCAACCAAGUCCAACAAAGUCCCUAGCCAAGUCUCCGUCAGUAGCUGGUACGGCACCCGCGUCCGCCUCUCCUUCGGCGGAAGCAUUGAACACAAGCACCAACGAUACCACUACCCCCUCCACCCUACCAGAACUCCAAAAGUAUACCGAAAUCAGUUUGCUGUGUUUGACCAAUCUAGGCGAUUGUCUGGUCCUGUCAAUUCCCGAGCUGCGACGUCAGCUGAAUGCAGCGGCUGUGCGAAGAGAAGAUAUCAAUGGUAUUUCCUCGCUUUGCUUCACAAACCACGGUGAAGCCCUAUACAUGAUGUCCUCAUCGGAAGUACAGCGUAUCACACUAUCCACCGCAAAGAUUGUCUCGCCAACCGGUUUCGUCGAUCUGGAAGAUUGGUCCCACGCAGAACGGAACGAUGACGAUACAGGACCAGACACGGAAGAGCCAGUCACACCAGCGGAUGAUACACCUCCGGCCGCCACUGCAGCAGAAGGCGCUACUGGCGUAGGUGCAAAGGAAAAUCCCAUCGAUUUCACGACACCUCUCUCGGUGGCCGUUGUUAGCGCUGUCAACGGAACCGGUGGCGGUGGGGACGGAUUAACCAAUGGCACCUCCUCCAGUGGGGACGAAGCAUCGCCAAACAAGGCAAACGAAACGAUUACCAGCUCGAUCGGAGACAUUACAAUCGAUUCGGUGCGAGACCACCUGAACUCGACGACGACCACCCUCUGUUCGACCACGACCGAGGAGAUUGUGGGACGCCUUUCCGUGCUGAGCACUCAUUCGAACAAUGUGGCCUCGUCAGCCAAAGCGACCGAAAUCACCUCUCUCAAUUCGUCCAACAUCAAGGAUUUGAAACUUGUUGGCGAUUCUACCGAAACGGCUUCCAAUUCUGUGAUCAUCAAAUCGGUCAUCACAACUGUGAAGCACGGCAUCGGUCACGUUAAUGGGGAGCAUAGCACGACGACAACGACGGAAAGCAGCAAAACCAUCACUUCCGGUGGAGCAGGGGGAGGAGCGGGAUUACUCCGGAAAGAGAGCCAGUUUUAAGAUACACACAUUGACAACAUAGAAGAUAGAGAUGGAGUAGAAAAUGCAAACGACGCGCGUAGAUCGACGACAAAACCGCUAACCAUGAGGACGAUAUCGAGAACUGUUGUCGUUGUUUAAGUUUGAGCUAGUUUAUUAAUAUUGUUUUUAUUGCAAAAGACGUUUCCAAGAGGGGUAAGUUAUAUAACAUAGUAAUUUGAGCUUUCUUUUGUAAUAAUCAAACAAGACAAAAAAUGGACGCCCGUUACAGAGUAGAGGAUAUAUUGCCGCUUUGAAAAAAAAGGAAACUGAAACGAAGAAGGAGAAGAGUUAGGCUGUUGCUAUAACCUUAGUUGGAACUAUCAACAGCGUUCAAUCGAAGCAAACACAAACAACAAUCACAGAAGCACUUCUUCCGCGAGACGGUUUUCUUUUAAUUUUAUUUUAGUUCAAACCAGUUGUUUACUAGUUGUGUUAUUAAUCAUUGAUUUGCAGAUUGAAAUACAAAGCAGAGGGAACCACUGAAUGCCUUUCGAAGUUGCCAAGUUUUAAACUUGAGAAUCGUUACAAUCCAUGAUACACAAUAUACACAUCGAACUCCACGAAUCAUAUGGUUGGACCAUUCAAAUUUUGUGGAAUCAACGACAGACAAAUAAUAUAUUCUAUUUAUACAACACUUUUCAAGCGUAAAACUAUAAUAUUAUUCACCCGACAUUAUAACUGUGAAAUUAGUUUACUGUUGUUCACGGUCACUCGCAUCAAGACGUAUUUUACAUACGACGGGAAUUUUUUUGAUAUAUAUAGAGCGUAACGAUUUAUAUUUAUUGCGAGACCACAAGAGGGCCGUUUUUGUAAAACACACAAGAUUUCGGAACAUACUGUACACUCUCCCUUUCAAUCGCGCGCGCGUAGACAGACAUGUACAGACAAGUAUUAUUCGUUUUCUGGUUUCGUCAUUUUAUUCGCUUUCAAAUGUUGUCUACUUAUUGCAAACACAAAAAUAGGCAGGAAACCAAAAGGGAGAAAGCUUCAUAUAAGACGUAAGAAACUGUAUUUAUAUAAUACAUAUGCUAGCCUUAGUCAUAUUUUGGAUGCAAUUUACAUGCGUAAAAAGGAGUACUACGAGCAAACGAGAAGAGCAGAGUUUAUUAAAUAUAAAUGUCUAUUAGGUUUUAGUCAGAUCACACAGAA